This is a messenger RNA of Tachyglossus aculeatus (Australian echidna), 6779 nucleotides long. It is a transcript of the gene MAGI2, whose product is annotated as membrane associated guanylate kinase, WW and PDZ domain containing 2. Gene Ontology annotation, cellular component: dendrite; cytoplasm. Gene Ontology annotation, molecular function: signaling receptor complex adaptor activity; beta-1 adrenergic receptor binding; SMAD binding. NCBI's taxonomy places the organism in Eukaryota, Metazoa, Chordata, Mammalia, Monotremata, Tachyglossidae. The record is from RefSeq and is a predicted model, not a curated record. The transcript has 21 exons. Gene Ontology annotation, biological process: receptor clustering; signal transduction. The coding region runs from base 198 to 4439 and encodes 1413 amino acids.
GCUCUGUUUUAAAGAGGAGGGUAGUUUGUUUUUUUUAAUUUAACAACACAAAUACUCUGUAAAAUUCAAGUGUUGGUUUUUCAGAAGAGUUUAUGAAUGGGGUGGGGUUGGGCCUGAAGGACGGUGGAGAAAAGCCCACGGAGGGUUCAGCUUUAGUGAUGACCCUUUUGAAAUCCUUGAAAUCGUAUUACUACUGAAUGGGACUGAAGGAUUUCAACUACGCCUGCUUUCAGAGACAACUGUGCCCCUGGGGUGGAGGAAUUGUUGAUAAGGAUCUCCGUCACUACCUCAAUUUACGGUUCCAGAAAGGAUCAGUGGAUCACGAGCUUCAGCAAAUCAUACGGGACAACCUCUACCUCCGCACAGUACCAUGCACCACAAGACCACAUAAAGAGGGAGAGGUCCCAGGGGUGGACUAUAUUUUCAUUACCGUUGAAGAUUUUAUGGAACUGGAGAAAAGCGGAGCCCUCUUAGAAAGUGGAACCUAUGAAGAUAACUACUACGGCACCCCGAAGCCCCCAGCAGAGCCUGCUCCCUUGCUGUCCAAUGUAACAGACCAGAUCCUUCCGGGAGCCACACCGAGCGCAGAGGGGAAACGCAAGAGGAAUAAGUCCGUGAGCAACAUGGAGAAGGCCGGCAUUGAGCCUCCGGAGGAGGAGGAGGAAGAGGGACCCAUGGUGAACGGAAAUGGAGAGGUGGCAAUACCAGAGUCAAGUGAACAUGAAGACAAGAGUUCAGGUGCCUCAGGAGACAUUCCCUCCCAGCCUUAUCCAGCACCAAUGUACAGUCAGCCAGAUGAAUCCAAGGAGGAUAUGGAUGUAGCGAAGCCAGCGAAGCCUGAGGAGAAUGAUGAGCUCGGCUCCCUGCCCGAUAACUGGGAGAUGGCCUACACGGAGAAGGGGGAAGUCUACUUCAUUGACCACAACACAAAGACAACAUCAUGGCUGGAUCCACGGCUUGCGAAAAAGGCUAAGCCUCCUGAAGAGUGCAAAGAAAAUGAGCUUCCAUAUGGCUGGGAGAAAAUUGAUGAUCCAAUUUAUGGCACUUAUUAUGUUGACCACAUAAAUAGAAGAACACAAUUUGAAAACCCGGUCCUGGAAGCCAAAAGGAAGCUACAGCAGAAUAACAUGCCCACCACGGAGCUUGGCCCGAAGCCUCUGCAGGCCUCUGGCUUCCGAGAAAAGCCACUUUUCACCCGGGACGCAUCACAACUGAAAGGAACUUUCCUCAGCACGACCCUGAAGAAGAGCAACAUGGGAUUUGGGUUUACCAUUAUUGGCGGUGAUGAGCCAGAUGAGUUCCUGCAGGUGAAAAGUGUCAUUCCCGAUGGACCUGCAGCCCAGGAUGGAAAAAUGGAGACAGGUGACGUCAUUGUCUACAUCAACGAAGUGUGUGUCCUCGGACACACUCAUGCAGAUGUGGUCAAACUCUUCCAGUCGGUCCCUAUUGGCCAGAGUGUGAACCUGGUGCUGUGCCGUGGAUACCCACUGCCCUUUGACCCCGAAGAUCCAGCCAACAGCAUGGUGCCGCCCCUUGCGUUAAUGGAGCGGGUCCCACCACUGGCGGUCAACGGAAGGCAUAACUACGAGACAUAUCUGGAGUACAUUUCUAGGACCUCGCAGUCUGUCCCAGAUGUGACCGAUCGACCACCCCAUUCUUUGCACUCCAUCCCAGCAGACAGUCAGCUCGAUGGCCCGUUUCCACCUCCCGCAGUCCAUGAUGACAACGUAUCGAUGGCUUCUUCAGGGGCCACCCAAGCUGAACUUUUGACCUUAACCAUUGUGAAAGGGACCCAGGGCUUUGGCUUCACUAUUGCAGACAGUCCCACUGGACAGAGGGUGAAGCAAAUUCUAGACAUUCAGGGAUGCCCUGGCUUGUGCGAAGGCGACCUCAUUGUUCAGAUUAACCAGCAGAAUGCACACAACCUGAGCCAUACGGAGGUAGUGGAUAUACUUAAGGAGUGUCCCGUGGGAAGUGAGACAUCUCUGAUUAUCCACAGAGGAGGUUUUUUUUCUCCUUGGAAAACUUCAAAGCCUAUAAUGGAGCGAUGGGAAAACCAAGGCAGUCCCCAGACCAGUCUGUCUGCCCCAGCCAUCCCUCAGAACAUCCCCUUUCCUCCCACCCUACACCGGAGUUCCUUUCCAGACUCCACAGAGGCCUUCGACCCCAGGAAACCCGACCCAUACGAGCUGUACGAGAAAUCAAGAGCAAUUUAUGAAAGUAGGCGUCCGGAAUACAAGGAAUUGGAUGUUCACCUUCGGAGGAUGGAGUCUGGAUUUGGCUUCCGAAUCCUGGGAGGAGAUGAACCCGGACAGCCGAUUCUGAUCGGAGCAGUGAUUGCGUCAGGCUCAGCGGACAGAGAUGGGCGGCUGCACCCCGGCGACGAGCUGGUCUACGUGGACGGCAUCCCCGUAGCGGGAAAGACCCAUCGAUACGUUAUUGACCUCAUGCACAACGCGGCCCGCAAUGGCCAGGUCAACCUCACUGUCAGGAGGAAGGUACCGCCUGUAGGGGAGCCCUGUCCCGAAAACGGAAGGAGCCCAGGUUCGGUAUCAACGCAUCACAGCUCCCCACGGAGUGACUACACUACUUACGCCAACAGCAACCACGCUGCCCCCAAUAGCAAUGCCUCACCCCCCGAAGGCUUCUCCUCAACCAGCCUGCAGACCAGCGACGUGGUCAUCCACCGGAAGGAGAACGAAGGCUUCGGCUUUGUCAUCAUCAGCUCCCUCAACAGGCCUGAGUCCGGAGCGACAAUAACUGUGCCCCAUAAAAUUGGGCGAAUCAUCGACGGAAGCCCGGCUGAUCGCUGUGCCAAACUCAAAGUUGGAGACCGGAUAUUAGCUGUGAAUGGCCAGUCUAUCAUCAACAUGCCUCAUGCAGACAUCGUGAAGCUCAUUAAGGAUGCAGGCCUUAGUGUGACCCUCCGCAUCAUUCCUCAGGAGGAGCUGAGCAGCCCCGCGUCAGCCCCCAGCUCGGAGAAGCAAAGUCCGAUGGCCCAACAGCAGCAGCAGCAGCAGCAGCAGCAGCAACAGCAGAGCCCCGUGGCACCCACCAGUCCCAUCUCCCAGCCCCCUCCACCGCAGCCGCUCCAGCUCCAAGGGCCCGAAAGCAGUUAUAGGUCGGAAGUGAAAGCGAGGCAGGAUGUGAAGCCAGACAUCCGACAACCUCCGUUCACAGACUACAGGCAGCCAUCCACGGACUACAGGCAGCCACCCUUGGACUACAGGCACCCGCCCGGCGUGGACUACCAGCAGCCACCCCCACUGGAUUACAGGCAGCCACCGCUUAUAGACUACCGGCAACACUCUCCUGACACUCGGCAGUAUCCUCUCUCAGACUACCGGCAGCAGCCCCAGGAUUUUGAUUAUUUUACCGUGGACAUGGAGAAAGGCGCCAAAGGAUUUGGAUUCAGCAUCCGUGGAGGACGGGAGUACAAGAUGGAUCUUUUCGUGUUGAGGUUGGCAGAAGACGGGCCGGCAAUAAGGAACGGAAGGAUGAGGGUGGGAGAUCAGAUCAUUGAAAUUAAUGGGGAGAGCACGCGGGACAUGACCCACGCCAGAGCAAUAGAACUCAUCAAAUCCGGGGGUCGGAGAGUGCGGCUCCUGCUGAAACGUGGAACGGGACAAGUCCCGGAAUAUGACGAACCAAACUCCUGGAGCUCUCCCCCUGCCUCCUCCCCAGGUCUGCCGGAAGUAGCGGUUUCCCUGGAAGACAUAAUCUCACCAUUAUCUUCAUCGCAUCUAGCCCCACCCUCUGACCCUCCCCACCAGAGAAACCCAGAUCCCACAUGGGAGAACAGGCGGGGACCCGACGCAGGAAUACCAAAGGAGCUUCCAGCCAAUGGCCAGAAGAAGAAACGGCUGGGAGAACAGAGAGAGAGAUCCACCAGUCCCAAGAAAGUCGACAGGUCAAGGCACGAGGAGGCCCCCAGGAAGGGUCUCUCCGAGGGUAGGUCCCAGAGAGCUGAGGGGGGCCGGCAGGCCUCAGAAAAUCCGGCCCCUGGAUGGAGGACCUCGGCCGAGGUCGGAACAGGAGAACCGGGGGCUGCCGGAACCGAUGACGAACGACGCGGGAGGCUCAAGAUGGCCGAAGCCCUCCGGGGAGGGUUCCCCGGGAAGAGGGACGACCCCGGAGGGGUUGGCACCGAGAAGUGGGCAGCCGCGGCCAGCGACCCCGGCCAGCUCGAGCCACUCGGGGCCGCGAAGGCACACGGGAGCGGGAGCGGCGGCCCUCACCGGAAUGGCACGGGCCCCGUUCUUCAGGAGCCAGGCGGGAAACCCUGCGACUGCCCAGGGAAGGGUCAUUUCCAUCCCAGCGGCAGUCGCCCCGCGGCCACCGCCCGGAAGACGACCGUCUCCCCGGGGCCCUGGAAGAUCCCCGGUUCCGACAAGCUCCCGAGCACACUGAAAUCCAGCCCUUCGGCCGCCAGUAGAUAAGGGCUGCCGUCCCGGCCCUCCAUUCCGCAUCGACACAGGACGUCCUUUUCCGGUUCCGUCUCAAGUCCUUUAAUUUAUUGCAACGACCACGUGGAGAUCCACAAGUCCUCAUGGCUGGAAGCCAUCACGUGUAAUCCACGUGAGUGAGCGCAGGACCGAACUAUUCUGAGCGGCAAAGAGCGAACCUGGAGAAGAAUUCGAACUGACCCGAAAGUAGUCCCCCACCCCUCCCCGGUUCCAUUUUCGGGACUUUGGCAGCUAUGGAAGAACCAAAAUGAUCUUAAGUCCAUCAGAGAAGGACAGUGCAGUGUAGCUUUAGGAUUUUCCUCCUCCUCCUCUCCCCCCGCCCUGGCCUUCCCCCGCCUUCCCCACCACCACUACCACCACCACCACUGCAUGAAGGACUUGGAUGUCUGCCAAACUUGGUAUCAAGAAACUGGCCAAGACCAGAGCCACCACGGACUGGAAUCUCGCCUUAAAUCCAACUGCACGGAGCAAGCUGAAACUGAGAAAAAGAUUCUCUCUUUUAAUUGAGCGAAAGCUUUGUAAAUACAUUGUCCUUGACAUAUCUAGACAGGGGUCAAAGGUUUUCUUUGGGGAAAUGCACGGGGCGGAAUAGCUGGGCUGGGUUUCCGCAGUCAGUCAACGCUGCCUCCAGUUCGGGAGGCCUCCAUUCACCGCAGGCUUCGCAGGGAGCUGGAAAAUCUAUUGAAUCGAUUGGUGUGAUGCCAUUUCUACUGCCAUUUUUGUGAACAAAUCAUAUUUCUGUAUGUCAGGUGGGGGUUGGGGGAGGGAGGGGCAGGAGUUCUAUUUGAAAAAUCCAUCCUGGAAAACAGUUUGCCACCAACUCAGACUUUCACAAUAUUGCUCACAGAUCCUAACUGGUCUUCACCUGAAGUAGAAAAUUUCACAAUUGGAGGACCACAGCCUAGUGCAACUUUUAAGUGAAAAAAGCUGCAGCUUCCUUAUGCAGAAGGCCUUCCCAUCCUCUCUCAGCAGCCCCAAAUCUCUAAGUUCUGAUUAUCAAAACUCUAUUGCCUCGACUGCUUGGCCUUUGUUGUGACAUCUUCUCAUCAUUUUCCCUGAUUCCAGUUGCCUUCAGAGGAAUUACUCUGAUACCUCUGAGGCUUAACGUUGCUCAAAUAGAAAAGGCCAUUAUUACGACCAAUUUAUUUUCAUUAGUGGACAUCCAAGCAAUAAAGUCCCUUUUAUCACUUUUCUCUGCCUCCAUGUCCUCGGUUUUCUUCUCCUUUGGUUUCCAUCUUAUUUCAGAGUUCUGAGCUAAUAUUGGCGUGGAAAGGUCCCUUAGACCCCUAGAUAGUAUAAUUUCCUUUUAAGAGAGGGAGAGAGAGUGCAAGAGAAAGUGAGAGAGGGGUCAGUGGUUCUGGGACUCAUGCCCCUACCCAGUCCAUUUUUAGUCAGCUGAGUUUAACGCAAUCCCUCGAGCACUGGACAAAAUUGCAAGUCCCUCCAAAAGAACCGCUUCCACCUUGGGGGAAGCGACAGCCCGGUCGUUAUUUCAGAAGCGCCCCUCCUCAGGUCCCCAUCCAGGAGUCUGGACUGGGAAAGGCCCUCUCCAGAGCAAAGAUUGGAGCCAUCUCACCUGAGGAGCAGCUUCCCCGGUCAGGGCCACAGUCCACCCCUCCCUAGCCCUUUCCUCGGCCCCCGCCUCGACCCUAGCAACCGCGGUGGAAUUUUCCCCCAGCCCAUGUGGAGGAAUUUGAGGUGGUGGGAAGGCUCCAGAGAAGGAUGCUGCAGCUUUUUGAGUUCAACUUCUAAAAGAGAAACUCCACCCUAAAACCAACAAAAAAAGCACAAACCCAUGUAGCCGUUUACAGCCCUUUUAUUUAAUACCAACUAGUCUUUAUGCCCCAAACUAGAAGCCCAGGAUCCUUUGCCAUUAAUUUAUUGAAUCUGAAUUUGGACAAUGCUUCUGUAGUGUAGCUGCACGUCCCAGUACUGUAUCCUCUGACCUUUAUUUUCCAUGUGUAAAAGAAAUGAAAAAAAAAAAAAUUGGAGAUUACGCUUGCAUAAACUCUAAUUUGCACAGUUCACAGCUACUACUUGUGCAGUAAUUGCUUUAUGCGGCUGUAAUCGAUAACCUGUGAAGACAGUACAUCAUCUAAACCCCAUUCCAAAUAAUAUUUCUGUGUAGUGUUAGCUGUGAAUUUACCCUGUACAGCUGUAUCUCUAUAAAUAUAAUUCCAUGUAUUAAUAGUCACAGAAAGGCUGUAAGUGAGCAACUAUUUUUAUGAAACGCACCAUUAUGGAUAAAUUAACUUUUACAGAAAUCUUGUUUACUGUAUGAUACUCUAAAACACUGUCAAAUAAAAUAUAUAU